Molecule: messenger RNA, 2174 nt
Organism: Apaloderma vittatum (bar-tailed trogon)
Lineage: Eukaryota; Metazoa; Chordata; Aves; Trogoniformes; Trogonidae
Gene: BARD1
Product: BRCA1 associated RING domain 1
Molecular function (GO): protein binding
Source: RefSeq, a predicted model, not a curated record
AUGGUAAGAUCUUGUGUGGGUGACUGUGUUGGCAAAGAAUGCCCAGUGUGCCAUGUGCCAGCCUGGGUUAAAGAUGCACAGAUAAACCGGCAGCUGGAUAACAUGAUUCAGCUUUGCAGCAAACUGCGGCAUCUGCUGGGUGUGGACACCUCAGAUUCCACCGAAGAUGUGUCCACACCAGCUGACUCAGAUUUUGGAAAAAAGAGUAAAAAGGAACAGAUAAAAAUGUGGUUCAGCCCUAGAAGUAGAAAGAUCCGGUGUGUCCUGAACAAGGAGAGACAGCCUGAGCCUGAAAGCAAUAGCCUUUGUCAAGACACAUCUUCAGUUUAUGAUUUCUUCCCUUCCCCUCCUCAUGAAAAGCCCCCCAACCCAACAAAAAAGCCAGCACGAACACAGAGCAGGAAGAUGAAGAGGAAACGUCUAGCAGACAUUAACAAAGUGUGGAACUUAGAGAAGCCUGAGCAGAAAGGAGGGGUUGAGGAGAAGACUCCCAAGGAAAAGUCUGUGACCAUCUGCAGUGAACCAGUGGUCAUCUGGACUCAGGAACCAAAUAGUCUGUAGCAGGAGUCUGUAAAGGAAGCUGACUCCAGUGAAAAUACAGAAAAUGUGGAAAUACGGCCACAGGUGAAAUGCCCAGACAAGAAGGAUAACAAGGAGGUUGCAUGCCCUGCACAAGUCAGUAAGGAAAAAAAAUGUGGUACAGAGGCAUCACUAUUGAUAGAAAAUGAAAUGACGCCUUUAAAACGUGGAAGGGAGCAGUCCAGACUUCCAGUUACCUCACAGGCUAAAAGACCAAGAGUAGCUGAGAGGAGCAGUAUUGGGAAGUCAGAGAGGCAGGCAGAUGGCUUAGAGGAGCUGCCUCAGGGUUGCCCAAUUUCCCCAGCAGCCGAACACAAGACACCAGUUCAGAUUUCUUCCUCUGUAUCGAAAGUCACUAACACUGUCAUGGAGACAAGAAGCUCUGCAGCCUUUCAAGCAAUAAACAGUCCUUCACUUUCAAAAUCUCCCUUCACUCCAUCCAAGUCUAAGACUUGGAAUGGAGUAGGAAUCCCGCAGAGUCCUUCUGUGUCGAAGUCCCCUGGUGGUAACACGAUUGCCAGAAGAAAUUACAAAGGAGAGACUUUGCUCCAUGUUGCUUCCAUCAAGGGUGACUUAGCAGCUGUUGAACAGCUGCUGAAAAAUGGGGCAGAUCCCAAUGUCAAAGAUAAUGCUGGCUGGACACCGCUGCACGAGGCGUGUAAUCAUGGGCACAAAGAAGUGGUGGAGCUGUUGCUACAAUACAAGGCGUUGGUGAAUACUACGGGCUAUCAGAACGACUCGCCGCUUCAUGAUGCUGCCAGGAACGGGCAUGUGAGCAUUGCUGAGCUCCUGCUUUUGCAUGGUGCCUCUCGUGAUGCGGUUAAUAUAUUUGGUCUGCGGCCUGUGGACUAUGCGGAAAGUGAAAAGAUGAAGUCUGUGCUAACGCUACCAGUGAAGAACGAAUUUUCACUUAACCAACCCUCUGAGGCACUGAGCCCCAGCCAGCCGAGAGAUGGACCUCUUGGUAUACUGGGGAGCAAUCUUAGUUUGGAGCAACAGAAAUCGCUGAACAAACUAACAUCAGUUCUGAAGGCCCAAAGAUGUACUGAAUUUAACAGCAGAGUAACUCAUCUUGUUGUCCCUGGUCUUCCGAUGCCAAGUACUUCCAAAUGUAUGAUGGCUGUUCUGACUGGAUGUUGGGUCCUCAGAUUUGAAUGGGUACAAGCCUGUCUACAAACUGCAGUACGAGAACAAGAAGAGAAGUAUGAAAUUCAAGGUGGCCCGCAAAGAGGCCGGCUCAACAGAGAACAGCUGCUGCCUAAGUUGUUUGAUGGAUGCUACUUCUAUUUUCUGGGAUCCUUCAAACAUCACCAGAAGAGUGAUCUUGUGGAGUUGGUCAAAGCAGCAGGAGGACAAAUUCUCGUUAGGCAGCCAAAACCAGACAGUGAUGUGACGCAGACGAUCAACACGGUGGCGUACCAUGCACAGUCGACUUCCGACCAGAGAUUUUGCACUCAAUAUGUAAUCUAUGAUGUGUCUUCUAAAUUCAAGCCAGAGAAAAUUCGUCAGGGCAAAGUCUGGAUGGCCCCCUCUAGCUGGCUCAUAGACUGCGUGAUGUCGUUUCAGCUCCUGCCUGUAAAAUGAGUAUCAGUGUC